GUAAAAGAGGGCUGCCUACUAAAAAAAUAAGCGAAUUGUUCAAUUUUUUUUAAUUUUCAUUUCCCACUUUUUUUUUUGGGAUACUGACGGUGUUGUGCUUUUAGUGCUUUUUUUUUUAUCUUUUUGCUUUGUUGUUUACUUGCAUCCUUGUCGGGUUGUAUAGACUUGCUGCUUUUCCAAGUCUACGGUUGUCACUUUUACCAUUCUCCAAAUUACAGCCGCCUGCUACUCUUGUCACUUUCGUCAAGCUGGAGAAUUUCACCAUCCCUGACCCAACGUCCGCCGUCAACUUUACAGUGGAUUCCUCUUCCCCUUCCUUUACGCGCGCCGACUUCAUCUUCAAUCAACCUCGCUAAAAACUUCCUCCCCAUGGCAGCAAGCCAAUUAUCAUCGACCAAAGCGAAAGCAACCACAGCACAACACACAGUCACCAGUGAACGCUCAUCAUUACCAGAAACUAUCGGGAAACGCGUUGAUCCAGAUUACUCCAAAACCUUGCAUAACAAAGUCAAGUCUAUAUUCGGAAUCCACCAUGAUGGUUUUCCCGGAUCACAACCUGUCACAUUCGACGCAAAGCAUUUACGAGAUUUGGAACGCGAAGAUUAUUUCGUUUGCGAAAAGAAUGACGGUGAACGAUAUCUUUUGUUCUUUGUACAUUCACCCAAAGGCCCCGCAGCUUUUCUCUUUGACCGCAAUCGAAUAUGGUACUAUGUCCCCAAUUUAGUUUUUCCUUUACGCGGGCGGGAAAAGGAAUACCUAAAAGAUACACUGAUGGAUGGGGAAUUGGUCAUGGAUAAAGAUAACGACCAGACAUCAUGGCGAUUUCUGGUAUUUGAUCUCAUGGCGAUCAAUGCCGUGCCUGUGACGCAACGUUCAUUCAACACGCGGUUAGGUAUGGCACAGCAAGAAGUUAUUCAGCCUUUCAAUGCCAGUUUGCGUCACGUACCACGUCCCCCGUUUACUAUUGAACUGAAGAAAAUGGAACGUUCGUAUGGUUUGCAUCUUGUGUUUGAUCAAGUCGCCAAAUCGAAACACGAAAGUGACGGGGUCAUCUUUACACCUGUCAAACACCCAUACGUUUCAGGCACAUGCGAAAAACUACUAAAAUGGAAACCUCCCGAACAUCAUACCGUUGAUUUUAGAAUUUCUGCUCGUUGGAGUAAAGAACACAAGCCGAUCUAUUCCCUCGAAGUAUUAUCGCACGGUGUAACCUAUAAAUUUUAUGAUCAGUUUCAACCGGAACCGGCACUGGCAUCACAAUGGAAAAGUCAUUUACCAGAUGGACGUAUUGCCGAAUUCAGAUAUGAUCCCAACUGGGAAAUGACCAUUAUCGAGCAAGGCUAUGCACCUACCACACGAAAAGGGGGAUGGAGAUUUGUCCGAUUCCGUGAUGAUAAAGGGGCGGCCAACGACGAAAGCAUGGUAAAAAAUACGAUGCGAAGUAUCCGGAAUGGCGUCUCCAAAGAACAACUACUGGCUCAUAUGGAUAAAGUGCGUACAGCAUGGAAAGCCCGUGAAAAAGGCCUUCCUAUGCCAUCUUUUUCUUCUUCGACGACUUCUAAAUCAACCGACACUUUAUCCCUUUCCACGUCUACCAAUUCCAAUCAUCAAUCAGCGAUCAGCCCUUCUUCAGCAUCCAUUCUACCCUCCCCCUCGGUUGUUCAAUUGAUCUAGGCUCUUCUGUCGUUCGACGUCCGUCCGACAUUGUCACUCCCGAAAAAGAAUCUUCUCCAUCAGCUCCAAAGUCCAAAGGGAAAGAGACCACGGCCGACACUUUGGAAUCCACCAAAGCAACAUCAUCAUCCAAGCGAUCCAGCUCCAUCGAGUCUCAUGGCCCGCUGAUCAAGGAAGAGGAAAAAUCGACCGAGGAUGCCGC
This is a messenger RNA of Radiomyces spectabilis, 1876 nucleotides long. RefSeq names its product mRNA capping enzyme, catalytic domain-containing protein. Gene Ontology annotation, molecular function: ATP binding; mRNA guanylyltransferase activity. The coding region runs from base 370 to 1674 and encodes 434 amino acids. Gene Ontology annotation, biological process: 7-methylguanosine mRNA capping. Lineage: Eukaryota; Fungi; Mucoromycota; Mucoromycetes; Mucorales; Radiomycetaceae. The transcript is spliced from 11 exons. The record is from RefSeq and is a predicted model, not a curated record.